This is a messenger RNA of Tarenaya hassleriana, 1609 nucleotides long. RefSeq lists its product as uncharacterized. Gene Ontology annotation, molecular function: double-stranded DNA binding. The transcript is spliced from 3 exons. Gene Ontology annotation, cellular component: chloroplast. Gene Ontology annotation, biological process: regulation of DNA-templated transcription; chloroplast organization. The record is from RefSeq and is a predicted model, not a curated record. NCBI's taxonomy places the organism in Eukaryota, Viridiplantae, Streptophyta, Magnoliopsida, Brassicales, Cleomaceae. Bases 116 to 1273 code for a protein of 385 amino acids.
CAGAAAGAGAUUUUACUCUAAAACCCUAAUAUGGGUUUGGAGAUGGAACAUUUCGAUCAAAUCGGACAAGCAAAACCUCGGAUGCGUGGAUUCCGGCAAAAUUGCAGGCGUAGCAAUGUUCCCGCGCAUUUAUAGAACCUUAAUUCCAAGAUACCGCCAGAAGUCAUCGAAUGUGUAUGGACUCGAGUCAAUUUGCUCGAUUUCAAUCCUGUUUUUCCAUUCUGCUCGACAGUCAAAAUCAAACGUUGCUUUGUCGGAGUACUUGAUCAAUCAACGUGGGUUUUCUCCGGAAGUGGCUCGGAAAGCUUCGUCCUUGAAAAUUUUUCUGAGUAAGCCAGAGUGUACGGAUUCUGUGCUUUCUUACCUCAAAGAAACUGGAUUUUCGAAAACCCAGAUCGAGAGAAUCGUCUAUAGAUAUCCGAGGGUUUUGUUUUCGGAUAUCGAAAGUUCGGUUAGGCCAAAGAUUAAGGUUUUCCAAGAAUUGGGUUUUCCUUGUAGCGAUUUUGCGAGCGUCAUAUCGGCUGAUCCAUGGAUACUGGCAAGAAGCUCUGACAAGCAGAUUCUUCCCUCUCUAACAGUGCUUAAGAAGGUUUUAGGAUCGCUUCCUCUUGUUUCUAAGGUGGUGAAGAUGUGUGGAAACUUGUUGAAGUAUGACCUAGAGAAAACUCUGGUCCCAAACAUUGAGUUAUUGAAAAAUUGUGGCGUCGAGUAUAAGCAGAUUGUCAGCUAUGUCCUCACUUUCCCACGAUUUUUCCUAUUUAGUCCAGAAAACAUCAACGGAUUCAUCAAAAGGGUUGAUGAGAUGGGGUUUGAUAAGUCUUCUAGAAUGUAUAUUGUGGCCAUUGUGGUAAUGAGCUCAAUGACUGAAAGGAAAUGGGAGUUGAAGCUGAAGCUUUUUAAGGAUCUGGGGUUCACCGAUGAGGAUAUCAGGUUCGCCUUUAGGAAGAUGCCACAGUCUUUCGCUGUAUCGGAGAAUAAAAUCAGAGAAGUGACCGAUAUUUUGCUUGGCCUGGAUGAUGUUGAUGUUCCUUACAUAGUAAAACAUAUAGAUUUGCUACUUGGCAGUGUUGAGAAGAGGCUGAAGCCUCGGUUAGAAGUUUUAGCGAUUCUAGAAAGCAAACAUUUGUUGAAGAAGAAACAUUCUUUGUGCACAGUACUCAAGGCCUCGAAUGAGGCAUUCUUGAAGAGGUACGUGGAACCACAUUUGGCUGAGCUUGCGGAUACUGCUGUGGUCAAAAACAGCUUCCGUGAUAUGAAAGGAAUGGCCAACUAGGUCAAAUCAACAACAUGAGCCGAACCAAACUAGAGGGUUACAUCAAGAGUGUGAUUCAAGACGGAUUGAUAUACCUCUCAGCGCAAGCGACAGAGAUUUGGUUGCAGAUAUCCAGAAUUGCACGAAGAGGAAGAAGCUGAAGAAUGUGUGUUUUUUUUAAGGAAACCAUUGAUUUGUCUGUGAUUGGCAGAAAGGGAAUUUGGUUCCGGGCAUUUGAUAAACGUCGUGGUUUGCAUAUUGGUUGUGGAUAAUUGUGUAAAGGUUCUCGGAUCGUCUCUCAGAGCUGUAAACCCAGAAGAUGAUAGUUUUAUGCAGGAUUUAGGAUCUAUGAUUCAA